AUGCCAAAGGUCGCCAUAGCCGGUGCCGGCCUAGUUGGCGCGCUAAACGCAUGCUACUUCGCUCAACGUGGAUUGGGAGGUGGAGAUAUAAGAACAAUGGAGCAUGUGCCAGGCCGCAGUAUCAACUUAGCGCUAUCACAAAGAGGAAAAUGCGCACUGGAAGCGGUCGGACUGAAGGAUUACAUUGUUGAACAAGGUGUGGCCAUGUACGCUCGACUAGUCCACAACAUCGACGGGAAAACAUUCAGCCGUCAGCCGUACGGACAGCCUGGAGAGCAUAUCGUCUCGAUCAAUCGGAGGCACUUGAACGAAGUGCUCAUAAGUCAAGCAGAAAGCAAUGAAAAAGUGAAAUUCUUCUUCGAACACAAGGUACGAGCGGUAGAUGUGGACAAGAAAGAAAUGUCUGUGACCUUCAUUGGUGGUUCGAAGAUACCUAAGCCGGGACAGUCUGCAAGCAGAUUUGACUAUUCACAAGAGUACAUCGGACAUGGCUACAUCGAGUUGAAUAUUCUGCCAAAAAAUGGUGAUUAUGCACUCGAGCCAAAUGUGUUCCAUGUAUGGCCAAGAGGUCAACUCACACUGAUAGCGUUGGCGAACCGUGAUAAAACGUUCACAGUGACUAUAUUCGCCCCGUUCUCCGAAUUCGAAGACAAUAUGUCCACUCCUGAAGAUGUCGCUUCAUUUUUCCAGAAGAACUUUCCCGACGCUUAUGACUUGCUUGGGCCAUGUCGACCCCAUGAUUUCGGCAAUUUUGUGCUUCUUGCUGGUGAUGCUGCACACGCAAUGGCGCCGUUCUACGGUCAGGGAAUGAAUUGUGGAUUUGAGGACUGUUUAGUGCUGAAGGAAACGUUAGAUGCCUGCAACGACGACAUCCGUGAGUUCCAUUGUGUUGAA
Ostertagia ostertagi is the source of this 894-nucleotide messenger RNA. NCBI's taxonomy places the organism in Eukaryota, Metazoa, Nematoda, Chromadorea, Rhabditida, Trichostrongylidae. The record is from the annotation of a GenBank genome assembly.